Messenger RNA from Brassica napus (rape), 2116 nucleotides. RefSeq names its product outer envelope protein 64, mitochondrial. Bases 112 to 1923 code for a protein of 603 amino acids. Lineage: Eukaryota; Viridiplantae; Streptophyta; Magnoliopsida; Brassicales; Brassicaceae. The transcript has 13 exons. The record is from RefSeq and is a predicted model, not a curated record. Gene Ontology annotation, molecular function: protein binding.
UAAGGUUAACACUGCGCACCACGCCAAACUUUUAUUCUCUCUCUCUCUCUCUUAAACCCUUCUAAAACCCUCUUUUCUCUCUCUCUCUCUCUCCUCCGGCGAGAUCGCGUCAUGUCGAAGUCGCUGACUUUUAUCCAAACCAAUGCCUCGAAUCCAAAGACAUGGGUCGUGAUCGGCGUGACUGUAGCCGGGAUCGUGAUCUUGGCGGAGACUCGGAAGCGCCGGAUCAAAGCCCUCAGAGAAGAGCACUUCGGUGCCUUUUUAGAUCGUUUCGAGCUUCUUCCUUUUCCUCCGCCUCCUCCUCCAGCCGCUAAACAAACCCUCUCCGGUCUCACCUUCUCCAUCUCCGACGCGUUUGAUAUAAAGGAUUAUAUCACAGGCUUUGGUAGUCCACAGUGGAAGAAGACUCAUGAGGCUGCUGAGAAAACUGCUGUGGUUGUGACUACGCUCUUGAGAAAUGGAGCUACUUGUGUUGCUAAGACUGUCAUGGAUGAGAUGGGUUUUGGGAUAACUGGUGAGAACAAGCACUAUGGCACUCCUAUUAAUCCGUUGAUGCCGUCUAAUGUUCCUGGAGGCUGUUCCAGUGGCUCUGCAGUUUCUGUUGCGGCUGAACUCGUUGACUUUGCACUUGGGAUUGAUACCACUGGGGGUGUUAGAAUCCCAGCAUCAUUUUGUGGUGUUCUCGGCUUCCGACCAUCUCAGGGGACUGUUUCUUCAGUUGGAGUUUUGCCUAAUUCCCAGAGCCUAGAGACUGCGGGAUGGUUUGCACGUGACCCAUCUGUUCUGUGUCAUGUUGGGCACGCCUUACUUAAUCUGAGUGCAGUAACGCAUAAAAGGCAAAGAUCUUUAAUCUUUGCCGAUGAUUUAUUCGAGCUCUCUGAUGUUCCUAAGCAAAAGUCGGUCCACGUUGUCAGAAAAGCAAUCGAAAAUCUACCUGGCUAUCAGCCUCCAAAACAUAUGAAUGUUGGUCAGUAUGUAGCUUCAAACGUGCCAAGCCUUGUGGAGUUCUGUGAGAAAUCUGGUACAUCACAGGAUUCAGCAUCAAGUUUGAAGGCUCUUGCAUCUGUAAUGUUAUCAAUACAAAGGCAUGAGUUCAAAACAAACCAUGAAGAAUGGUCGCAGACAUGCAAGUCGUUUCUAGGCCCACGAUUCUCCAGUGACGUUGUUACAGCUCUGAAGAGUAGAAACGAGAACAUUAAAUCUCUCUACAGGGUUAAAACUGAGACGCGUGCCACCAUUCAAAGCCUUCUAAAGGAAGAUGGAAUUCUGGUGAUCCCCACAGUUGCUGAUCCUCCUCCGAAGCUUAACACAAAGAACAAGAACGCUGUGAAUGAGUUCCUGGAUCGAAAUUAUGCACUCGCAAGCAUUGCUAGCAUGUCGGGUUGUUGUCAGGUUACAGUUCCUUUGGGGAAACAUGGUGACAGUCCAAUCUCCGUGUCGUUUCUAGCUUACUAUGGAGGUGAUAAGUUCCUCCUCGAUACAAUUCUCGAAGUAUAUGCAUCCCUUCAGGACCAAGCCGAUAUUGCAGCCAGCUUAGCUCCAGUGACUGACUCCAAUGGUAUUGAACCUUCUGAAGUUAUGAAGGAAAAGGGAAAUGCAGCAUACAAGGGGAGACAAUGGAAUAAGGCAGUGAGUUGUUACACUGAAGCUAUCAAAUUGAAUGGAGCAAAUGCUACUUAUUUUUGCAAUAGAGCUGCAGCUUACUUAGAACUUGGCCGCUUCCAACAAGCUGAAGAAGAUUGUACCGAGGCUAUAUUGAUCGAUAAGAAGAAUGUGAAAGCAUAUUUGAGACGAGGGACUGCUAGAGAAUCACUUAUACGGUACAAGGAAUCUGCUGCAGAUUUCAAGCAUGCAUUGGUCCUGGAGCCCCAAAACAAGACGGCAAAGAUUGCUGAGAAGAGACUCCGAAAACUCAUGAGUUAAGAGCGAAGAAGAAAAACAGUAUCUUACUUUUUUUCAAACCCUUCCUUGCUUACCAAGCUAUCUUUCGCUUCUCUACAACCCUAAAAGCAAAGGUUUUGAUUGUUUGGUUCAUGAUUUAAUCUCUUAACAGAUUUUAAUGAUUUAGUCAGCCUUAUCAUUAAAUGGAACGAAGCCCAAACUAUAUUACAAAACA